Dioszegia hungarica is the source of this 333-nucleotide messenger RNA. RefSeq lists its product as uncharacterized. The transcript has 3 exons. Lineage: Eukaryota; Fungi; Basidiomycota; Tremellomycetes; Tremellales; Bulleribasidiaceae. The coding region runs from base 1 to 333 and encodes 110 amino acids. The record is from RefSeq and is a predicted model, not a curated record.
AUGGUCGCCAACUGCAAGCUCUGCCACGGUUCCAUCGCCAUGACUGUCCCUCCAUCCCCUAUGGCCCAUGCGUCUGCUGAGCGGACCGGUGUCGCCGUGCCCGAGGUCGUCGAGUGUCACUCCCACUGCCUCUCCUUCGCCUGCCCCGGCUGCGUCGCCAAAGACCGCCCCUCCUACUCCAUCCUCAGCAUGAACAACCACAUCUACGACUACCACUGCGACGCCUGCAUGGCCGACGAGGUCGCCCUCGGCCGCGCCGUCCCUAUCGGGCUCGUCCACUACACCCAUACCCACACUCAUCAGCACAGCACCAAUCCCAGCGUGGCUUGCUAG